This is a messenger RNA of Paramecium sonneborni, 2887 nucleotides long. NCBI's taxonomy places the organism in Eukaryota, Ciliophora, Oligohymenophorea, Peniculida, Parameciidae. The record is from the annotation of a GenBank genome assembly.
AUGUCAAAUGAUAAUAAUUUUCUGAUUGAAAGUGAUGAAGAGGAAGAAGUAGAUGAUAAUGAUUUAUUUUAAUAAUCAUCUCCUUAAGUUAGAACAUCUUUUACAAAUCCAUUAUAGUUUAAAAUAAAUUAACAUUUUAAGAGUGAAGUAAAUGAUGAUGAAGAACAUUAAGUAAUAUUAACAAGAUCAUAAAAUUAUUGUGGAGAUGCUAGUGCACAUAGUUGCAAUAGUGAAGAUUUAAAAGGAAUAACUCAUACAAAUAAUUCAUCAGAUGAUGAAUAAGAAGCAACUAGAGUCACAUAAACAUUUAAUAAUCCUUUACAUAAAAUUAAAGAAGAAGUUGAUGAGAGUUAUGAAAUAAAUAUAAAUAAUUCAGAUGAAGAAAUAAUUGUGAAUGAAUUUGCUAAAGCACAUGAUUUAGUAAUUAAAAAUUGUUCAAUCAAGAUGGUAAACAAAUAUAAUUAAAUAUAAUUAGAUAUACAUCUUUAUAAAUAUAUAAUUUAUUCAUACAAAGAGACUUGCAUUCCAGAUUCUGUAAACUAAAUUAGUGUUAGAGAAAUAGAAUAAACUUUUACAAAAAAAAUAAAUAGCAACUCAUCUAACUAAAUGGAUAAUCAAUCAUCGACAAAAAAAGAUAAAAGCUAAUUAUUUAAAAAAAUGGAAAUUAUAAAAUGCUAAAAAAAAACUUUAUGAUGAAGCAAAAAAGAGAAAUAUUGAUAAAACUAAAGAUAUUAAAUAAGCAUAGGGUAAUGGAUCUAAUGAUUAAACUACAAUCUAAAAUAAAUCUUAAACAUAAAUGAUAUAAUAAACUGGAAAUAGUAAUACUUAAAAAUAAAUUAAUACAAUGUAAUCAUAAACAUCUAAAAUAAAUCAAUAAUCAAAUGAACAAUCAUCAAUACCUUCAACUUAAUUAUAAAAUAAAACUUCAAAUCAAAUAAUACAACCACCACCGCCACCACCUCCUCCGCCACCACCACCUCCUUUACCUAAUUAACAACUUACAUCACCUCCACCACCACCACCACCACCACCACCACCUCCUCCUCCAUUACCAUUUGGUUCUAGACCACCUCCACCACCACCACCCCCUCCCUUAGGAAAUGCUCCUCCUCCUCCGCCUUUACCUGGUGUAAAUCCUCCACCUCCACCACCUCCUCCACCAGGUUCAAAAAUUCCAGGUCCUCCACCUCCUCCUGGUGCACCUAGACCACCUGGACCUCCUCCUCCACCAGGAUAAUCUACUGCAGGAUAAGUAAGACUUUUAAAAUAUAAGGGGACCUGGAAUUACUGUUAGAACUCCUAAAAAAGAUUUAGCUCCAAGAAGAGUUCAUGUUAAUGUCUUAUCUAAAUUCAAAUUUAAAACUACAUUCUGGUCAUAAUAAAUAGAUACUCAAGGAAUUAAAGUAUUUAUUAUUACUAAUAUCUAGAUUCCAUUAUUAGAUUUUGAUCUAUUAGAAUCCAAAUUUUGUGAAAAAAUUGAUCCUAAUGCUAAUAAAAAAGAUACUAAAGCAAUACCUAAACCUACUUUAAUCUAUAUUGAAGAAUAAAAAAAAGUAAAUAACACUGCUAUUGUUAUGAUGAAAUUUCCAGAUAAACCUCAUGUUAUUAUUCAAUGGCUCAAUAUACUUUCAGAUAAAUUAGAUAUAGAAUUGAUAGAAAAAUUAAUUUCUAUUGCCCCAUUAGAUGAAGAUGCUAAAUUAUUAAGAGAAUUUGAAGGAGAUUGGACCAAAGUAAAUGAUGCUGAGAAAUUCUUAGUUGAAUUCAUUCAAGUCUAUAGAUAUAAAUAAAGAUUAGAUACAUUAUUAUUUAAAAAAACUUUUGAUUUAGAAUUUAAUGAAACUUUCAAAAAGAUUGGUUAUUUAUAAGAACCUAUUCUUCUAGUUAAAAAUGAUCCUCGUUUAAAAAUAUUUUUACAACUAACACUUAAUAUAGCUAAUUUUCUGAAUCAUGGAACUCCUAAAGCAAAUGCUGUUGGAAUUGGAUUAGAUAGUUUAAAUGUUGUAGAUUCUAUUAAAACAGUUGAUAAGAAAAAUAAUUUAUUAACAUAUUUAACUAAAAUAGUCAAGCAGCAAGAAAUCAAAUUGAAAGUCUUUUUUGACGAUGUACUCUUAUUGGAAGAUGCUUAAAAAGUAGAAUUAGCAGAUAUAGAAAAUAAAAUGAAUGAAUAUUUAAAAGGGUAAUAGUUAUUAUUAAUAUUAAAAGAUUAAAAAAAAUUAAUGAUGAAAUAACUGCUCUCUAAAAAGCUAUUGAAAAUAAUCUAUUAACAGAACAGUAAAAGGUGGCAUCAUUUAAAUUUAUUGAAAUUUUUCAAGAAUUUUUAAAGGAAGCAGAUAGGAAAAUGUAAGCUUAUUAGAAAAAGUUUGAAUAAAUAAAAUUAGAUAUUAAGUAAGUAGGUUAAAUGUAUGGAGAAAAUGAUAAUUACAGUAUUAAAGAUUUUUUAUCCUAAUUAUUUACAUUUGCCAAUAAAUUUAGAGCAGCUUACAUGUAUAUAUUAUUAUUUCUAUUCUUAGAAAAAUGGAAGUAGACGAGGCAUUAGCAAGUAAACCAAAACCUUAAUAGUAAGAUUAAAAAAAUAAAUCUAAAUUAUUUUAAUCUACUCCUGAAACUUAAGGGAAUAAAAAUUAAUAAGAUUCUAAAUCUAAUUAUUUUAAAGCAACUACUCCUAGCAGUGGAAUGAGAAUGAGUACAUCUGCAAAAAUGAAUGCAAAAAAUGGUAUUUUUAUCAUUUCUAAAGUUAGUUAUGAGUGCUGUUGCUAAAUAAAGAGAGAGUAAAAUGCAUGAACAAAUUUCUAUAGUUCAAAAAUAGCAAUUAUAAUAAAUUAUACCAUAAGCUCCAUCAAAUGUUAUUUAAAAUGCUAGAACUGGUGUUAUUUCUUUUAAGUAAUGA